CUCACAUAGUUUGCCUUCGCAUUUGAGGCGGCGCGGUGAACGCGCAUCACAUACAGUGCAUCAAUUUAAAAAAAUAUUUUUUUUUUUCAAAAAAGUUUUUAAUAAACUGCAAACACGUUGCGUUCAAGUGAGAGUGUUUCCAUCGUUGAAAGUUUGGCUUGCGACUUGAUUUUUCAUUACCAAGAACCAGAAGCCAAGAUGACCCUAGAACAGCCCGCUGGGGAGAUGUGGCAGAAGAUCCGCGAGGAGCUGAACGAGAACCCUGACACCCGCGACCAGGAUCUGGCACACAUCAAAGAGUGGCUCAAGAAGGAACCUCAUCUACCCGACGAAUUUGAUGACCAACGUAUCAUGACCUUCCUCCGCGGUUGCAAGUUCUCUCUAGAGAAGUGCAAGCGUAAGCUGGACAUGUACUUCACCAUGCGCUCCGCCGUGCCCGAGUUCUUCACUGACAGAGACAUCACUCGCCCCGAGCUUCAAGAAAUCACUAAAAUAGUUCAAAUGCCGCCACUUCCUGGUCUAACGCCUGAUGGCCGUCGUGUGGUACUUAUGAGAGGUAUUGAAAAAGAAGUGCAAACACCAAAUGUAGCAAACGCUUUCAAGCUAGCACUUAUGUUGGGAGAUGUCAGGCUCAAGGAGGAGAAGGAAGGCGUGGCUGGAGACAUUUACAUUCUGGACGCUUCUGUAGCCACUCCCAAUCACUUCGCCAAAUUUACACCCACUUUGGUGAAGAAAUUCUUAGUCUGUGUUCAGGAGGCAUACCCAGUUAAACUGAAGCAAGUUCACGUGAUAAACAUUUCACCACUUGUGGACAAGAUUGUUAAUUUCGUCAAACCAUUCCUGAAAGAGAAGAUCAGAGAAAGGAUCUUCAUCCACAGUGAUGUCAGCGAUCUUUAUAAACAUGUUCCACAGGAAAUGAUGCCGAAUGAAUAUGGAGGAAAAGCCGGUCCCAUGACUGAUAUUCACAAUGAAUGGGUCAAAAAACUCGAAGAGUACACGCCCUGGUUCACCGAGCAGGAACAAUACAAAGCAGAUGAAGCCCUAAGGCCAGGCAAACCUACCAACUAUGAUGAACUCUUCGGAAUUGAUGGAUCCUUCCGUCAGUUAGUCAUAGAUUAAGUUAAGUUUAUAAAAAAUAUCCGACCAAGUUUGAAUGGUACCUUUUUACAACCUUUUGUGGUUAGACUAUUGUUUUCAAUUUGUUCGGAUUUUAGCAUCUCUACACUGUCGCCUUCACACUUUUCUCUAAGUAUUUAAUACUCAAAAUGUAUUUUCAACCAAAGUUGAUUUGCUCAUUAAUGUUUUUUUGUUGUAAUUACCGUGUUUAUCACGUUUAUUAAAUAUUAAUCUUUAUACAA
Bicyclus anynana (squinting bush brown) is the source of this 1358-nucleotide messenger RNA. Its product is annotated as alpha-tocopherol transfer protein-like. Gene Ontology annotation, cellular component: membrane. The record is from RefSeq and is a predicted model, not a curated record. NCBI's taxonomy places the organism in Eukaryota, Metazoa, Arthropoda, Insecta, Lepidoptera, Nymphalidae. Bases 199 to 1119 code for a protein of 306 amino acids. Gene Ontology annotation, molecular function: phosphatidylinositol bisphosphate binding. The transcript is spliced from 8 exons.